Trypanosoma cruzi is the source of this 520-nucleotide messenger RNA. RefSeq names its product retrotransposon hot spot (RHS) protein, putative. The record is from RefSeq and is a predicted model, not a curated record. Lineage: Eukaryota; Euglenozoa; Kinetoplastea; Trypanosomatida; Trypanosomatidae. The transcript has a single exon. The annotation marks the transcript as partial.
AUGCCUGGAAAUCAAGCGUCUGCUGUGCCGCAGGGGUAUAUUCGGAGGAGAGCGAAGCCGGAGUCUGAGGGUGACACAGAUCAACCCUCUGCGACUCGCGGAAGAGUGGAGGAGGUGCGGCAAUUAAUGUGGGCUCUUGACAGUCGGGUGGAAGAAUGCGCGCUGCGGAAAGGCCACGAUUCUGCGUACGAUGCGAGGUGGCAUCAUGUCAUGGAAGUUCCUGACGGCGAGGGGACGGGAAUGGAGGUGCAUGAGGGGGAACCACCGCAGUCAUGGACGUACAAGGCGGUUGGCCGAACCCUUGAAAGGGAUGACGGUGUGGAGCAAUCCGGUGCACCACGCCUCAGGCUGAUGGUGCUUACCUCGGACGAGGCGUGGCAUUUCUUGGGCAGGGAAGCAAGUACCGACUGCUAUGUGAACUGUGAGGUGGAGCGAGUGUGGCAGAUCGUCAAGGGCGAUCUCACCGAGUGGUUCAGCAGUCGUCCUGAGGACCACUUUACGCCUCAUCCGCGUUUGUUGA